Messenger RNA from Nanorana parkeri, 520 nucleotides. Its product is annotated as lupus La protein homolog A-like. Gene Ontology annotation, molecular function: RNA binding. Bases 53 to 505 code for a protein of 150 amino acids. The record is from RefSeq and is a predicted model, not a curated record. The transcript has 3 exons. NCBI's taxonomy places the organism in Eukaryota, Metazoa, Chordata, Amphibia, Anura, Dicroglossidae.
CUUGGAAGAACAAACUGGCUGCCUUUUGAAAUUCUCAGGAGACUUGGACAAUAUGACAUCCAGGGAAGAUAUUCAUGCCUUAUUUCAAGAUCAUGGUGAAAUCAAGUGGAUUGACUUCAGUAGGGGUUCUAAGGAGGGAAUUAUCCUGUUUAAGAGUGAUGCCAAGGGAGCCUUGGAGAAAGCCAAGGCUGCAAAUAAAGACAACUUACAGUUGAAAGAAAAGGAUGUAGUCUGGGAGCUCCUGGAAGGUGAUGUAGAGAAGGCUGCAUUAAAGAAAAUCAUGGAGAACCAACAAGAAUCCUACAAUAGGUGGAAAGGCAAAGGUGGUAAGAAGUUUAAAGGCAAAGGAAAGGGAGGUAGAGGAAAUGAUAGCUCAUCCAAGAAGAGAAUUCAGUACCAAGGAAAGAAAAAGAAGUUUGAAAGCAGUGACGAAGAAGACAUAGAAGGUAAUUCAUUACAGCUUUAUUUAACUAGUGCCCCACAGGAGCAGCUUUACAGCGUUUAAUGUAAACUUAUGUGG